Molecule: messenger RNA, 1584 nt
Organism: Otolemur garnettii (small-eared galago)
Lineage: Eukaryota; Metazoa; Chordata; Mammalia; Primates; Galagidae
Gene: THOC3
Product: THO complex 3
Exons: 6
Coding region: 22-1149 (375 amino acids)
Biological process (GO): mRNA export from nucleus
Cellular component (GO): THO complex part of transcription export complex
Molecular function (GO): protein binding
Source: RefSeq, a predicted model, not a curated record
AGCGGCGGCUCGUUCGAGCGCAUGCGUUUGGCGGCGGCGCCAGGCCUGACGGUCCCUAGGUGGCCGGGCAGCGUACGCGUCUGGGGACCCAGCAUGGCGGUGCCCACAGCGGCCAUGGGGCCGUCGGCGCUGGGCCAGAGCGGUCCUGGCUCGAUGGCCCCCUGGUGCUCAGUGAGCAGCGGCCCGUCGCGCUACGUGCUCGGGAUGCAGGAACUGUUCCGGGGCCACAGCAAGACGCGCGAGUUCCCGGCGCAUAGCGCCAAGGUACACUCUGUGGCCUGGAGCUGCGACGGGCGUCGCUUAGCCUCGGGGUCCUUCGACAAGACGGCCAGCGUCUUCUUGCUGGAGAAGGACCGAUUGGCCAAAGAAAACAAUUAUCGGGGACAUGGGGAUAGUGUGGACCAGCUUUGUUGGCAUCCAAGUAAUCCCGACCUUUUUGUCACUGCAUCUGGAGAUAAAACCAUUCGCAUCUGGGAUGUGAGGACUACCAAAUGCAUUGCCACUGUGAACACUAAAGGAGAGAACAUUAAUAUCUGCUGGAGUCCUGAUGGGCAGACCAUUGCUGUAGGCAACAAGGAUGAUGUGGUGACCUUUAUUGAUGCCAAGACACACCGUUCCAAAGCAGAAGAGCAGUUCAAGUUUGAAGUCAAUGAAAUUUCCUGGAACAAUGACAAUAACAUGUUCUUCCUGACAAAUGGCAAUGGUUGUAUCAACAUCCUCAGCUACCCAGAACUGAAGCCUGUGCAGUCCAUCAAUGCCCAUCCUUCUAACUGCAUCUGUAUCAAGUUUGACCCCAUGGGGAAAUACUUUGCUACAGGAAGUGCGGAUGCUUUGGUCAGCCUUUGGGAUGUGGAUGAGUUAGUAUGUGUUCGGUGCUUUUCUAGGCUGGAUUGGCCUGUGAGGACGCUCAGUUUUAGCCAUGAUGGAAAGAUGCUGGCAUCAGCAUCAGAAGAUCAUUUUAUUGACAUUGCUGAAGUAGAAACAGGAGACAAGCUAUGGGAGGUGCAGUGUGAGUCUCCGACCUUCACCGUGGCUUGGCACCCCAAAAGGCCACUGCUGGCAUUUGCCUGUGAUGACAAAGAUGGCAAAUAUGACAGCAGUCGGGAAGCCGGAACUGUGAAGCUGUUUGGACUUCCUAAUGAUUCCUGAGAUGAGGUCGUAGGGAGAGGAGGCCCUGGCAGAGGGCUUUCUUUGUCCAUUUAGUUUAGUCUGUUCUCUUAUAGUUGGAGGGCACCCUAAACAUGUAAGUUGAUAUAGAUUGUAACAGUCUUUUGUUAGCCUGUCCAUUCUAACUGCUUUCCUUAUUGUUUGUGUUGGCUAUUUCCAUUCUUCCCUUUCCGGCAUCAGUUAGCUAAGGAACACUCUACAGUAUGGAGAAUGACCCCAUCAUAUUUGUCCUUGGGACCUCCUGUCUUCUUCACUUAGGGGUAUAUGGUGGGUUUUGUUGAGCUUGACAGUACUUGGACUGUUUAGAGGAAGGGCUUAAAGCAGGGUGGGAUAGGCAUGGAGGGGUUUUUCAUAACUAAAAAAGAAAUAUAUAACUUCAAGAAUUGAACAUUUAAUAAAACUGUCCUUUUAAUUAUG